GAGCGACCGUGGGCGGCGGACGGGCAACCGGGUUCCUGGAGAAGCCGAGAUGCCGCGGAAGGGAAAGGACAAAAGGAAAGGCAAGAGCAAAGACAAAGACGAAAAGAAGAAGACAAUAAAAACAGAUGAAUCUGUGGUGGAGAGAGCUAAGGCCAAUGCCUCCCUUUGGGAGGCCAGAUUGGAAGUCACAGAACUCUCUAGGAUUGAGUAUCGUGAUACUUCCCGAAGACUGGCAAAAAGUAACGAGGACUUAAAGAAACAGCAGUAUAAAAUGGAGAAAGACACAAUGUGUAUAUUAAGCCACCUGAAGAAGCAAGAUCAGGAGAAAGAUAAUAUGAUUGAAAAACUCAAACAGCAAUUGAAUGAAACAAAGGAAAAAGCCCAAGAGGAGAGGGAAAAAUUGGAACAAAAGUAUACUGUGCAAAUAAAUGAGCUAGAAGGACGGUUCCAUCAAAAAGCAAAAGAAAUUGCCAUGAUUCAGACAGAGCUGAAAACAGUAAAACAAUUUCAGAAGAGAAAAAUCCAAGUGGAGAGAGAAUUAGAUGAUCUGAAGGAGAAUUUGAGGAACACAGAGCGGAAACAUCAGGAGACUCUUAGAAGGUUGGAAGGCAGGUUUUUUGAAGAAAAGCACCGACUAGAACAAGAGGCUGAGGAGAAGGUAAUAAUGCUGGCAGAGAGAGCCCACCAUGAAGCUGUUAUGCAAUUGAACAAUGCUGGAAGAAGUGUUUUUAAAGAGAAUGUUUAUCUCCAGAAAGCUCUUGCAUACCACCUGAAAGAAGCUGAUGCUCUACAAAAAAACUCUCAGAAGUUGAAAGAGAGUCAGACUUUCCUUUUACAGCAAAAGGAGAUCAAUGACCUAUUGGUUAAAGAAAAGAUUAUGCAAUUUAUUCAGCAGCGAUCACAAAUUCAGGCUCUUCAGAAGAAGGUGAUAAGCUUGGAGACUGCUCUGACUUGUAUGACCAGAGAGUUUGAGACUGAAGUUUUAAAACUGCAGCAACAGGCAAUGAUAGAGAACCAAGCGGGUCAGGUAGAAAUUAACAAGCUGCAGCAACUUCUUCAGAUGAAGGACAGGGAAAUGAAUCGGGUGAAGAAGCUGGCCAAGAACAUACUGGAUGAGAGAACAGAAGUGGAAAGAUUCCUUUUAGACGCUCUACACCAAGUGAAGCAACAGAUCCUAUUUAGCAGGAAGCAUUAUAAGAAGAUUGCACAAGCUGCUUUCAAUUUAAAAAUGAGAUCAGCAUGUGCAGGAAGAACAGAAUAUCCCCAAAUCAGAACAUUUGAUGGCAGAGAGCACAGCACCAAUAGUGUGAAUUGGGAUCUUAUGGAGGCUGAGAAAUGGACAAGUAUUCAAGGAAAUGUGGAUAUUGGAGAUUUGACCUGGGAGCAGAAGGAGAAAGUCUUGAGAUUGCUCUUUGCAAAAAUGAAUGGUUUUGUUCCUAGGAAAUACAGUCAGAGUUUUAGGCCUCCAGUUCCAGACUAUGUUGUUUCUGACAUUGGAGAAACAAAGGAAUUUGGGGAUGAAAGUAAGCUUCAAGAUCAAACCUUCAUCACCCAGCAAGUUCCAGUUUCAGACUCUUCUGGUGAAAUGGUACUACCCAAUAUCCCAAAAGGAUCACAAGAGCCUGACACAGGGACCUUCUGAGAAGAACUGAUGAACAACAUAUGACCCCACAGAAGCUAAUGGCAGG
Messenger RNA from Cynocephalus volans (Philippine flying lemur), 1688 nucleotides. RefSeq names its product basal body orientation factor 1 (gene BBOF1). The transcript has 12 exons. The record is from RefSeq and is a predicted model, not a curated record. The coding region runs from base 50 to 1642 and encodes 530 amino acids. Lineage: Eukaryota; Metazoa; Chordata; Mammalia; Dermoptera; Cynocephalidae.